Messenger RNA from Cololabis saira (Pacific saury), 2895 nucleotides. RefSeq names its product tumor protein p53 inducible protein 13 (gene tp53i13). The transcript has 9 exons. Bases 325 to 2205 code for a protein of 626 amino acids. Gene Ontology annotation, cellular component: cytoplasm. The record is from RefSeq and is a predicted model, not a curated record. NCBI's taxonomy places the organism in Eukaryota, Metazoa, Chordata, Actinopteri, Beloniformes, Belonidae.
GUUAUGUACCAUCACUCGUACGAGGCACAAUGGCUCUGAAAGUGUCGAAACCUCAUUGUUAUGCAGGUUUUUAUUUAUUUAUUUUUCUAAUCUAGUUUUCUACCGCUUUUAAUGUUUAGUUCAACUUUACGUUGAAGAUGAAUUAAGUAGUAAACUUUCAGAUAAAGGACGCCGGGGUCAGAGACGCGUGUUACGGUGCUUUGUUUAGGAAAUGCUGUUAUCUGGGCAGAACGAGAGGCCGUGGCUUUGUGUGGACAGAGUGUGGCUAUGACCAGCAGCUGAUCGGAGGCUGUUUUCCUCUUGGAUGAGGUUCCGGGUGUGGGGAUGUCGGGGCGGGUGGCGGUGACCCUGCUGGCCGCGCUCUGGCUCUCCUCGGCCGGCCGCGCCGCUCCGCAGUCUCCCGCUGACAGAUGCGACGAUGGAAAGCUCAAUGUGGACGCAGACCUGCCGGCGGAGGCGGUUUACGGCCAGUGCGCUGUCCCUGCUCGGCCAGAGUCUACUCAGAGACUUCCAAGUAUUGACACAGUGCACGAUCCCGAGCCAGCCGUGAAGAUAUGCAUGAAUAAACCUAUUUCCUACAACCACGCCAUUCCCAACAGUGGAGCGUUCAGGCCGGUGAGGGCAGAGAGCGGAGAGUACCUGUAUUGCCCUCCUCAACGGUGGCUCAACAACUUGCACCUCGGAGCUGCUGUUCUGCUGCACCAUCCUUGUGCUCCCCUGCAGGAGCGUCUCCUGCUGUCGGCCGUGGCUCGCUCCUGCCUGCCAGACUACAUCAUCACCCCACAUCCACAACUGGACAUACGCCUGCCGGUAGCCUUGGUGUCCUGGGGUCGCACCUUGCAGCUGACCACCGCGGCCUCUGCAGAAAUCUGCGCUUGGCUUCAGGCCACACAAGCCAGAGGAAAUGCGUUUGCUGGUACGACCCAGACGAGGAAAUACAACCUCCUGUUGAUCAGAUCGGCCGGGCUGCACCCGCUGGAACCGUCGAUGGAAACCGAGGGCUCUCUGAGGCGGUGCUGUGAGGAGACCCUCUCCUCUCUACUGGGAGGAAGCAGAGAGGCCGAGGCCGGCAUGAAGAAGAAGCCCUCCAUACGGAUUAAAGAGGAGAUGAAAAGCAGAGAGAUAAGAGCUGCCCUGAGACAAACAGAGAAUAACAAGACACGUGGUUCCAUGACAGAUAUCUCCAACGUUGUUUGGAGUGAUAAGACUAACGGAACCAUCCUUCAGCGGACAGCAGACGUCCAGCAGGACAACAGCACACUUGGAGCGUCAGUGGUUUCACUUUCAGGAAAAACCCUCACAGAUCCUUCUGUUCUCAAGCAGGCGCCUCAGUCCGAGGUCCAAGAUAAAGACCACGCCUUUACUUUGAGGCCAGCAACUCACUCGGUGUCAGUCCCCUCUAAGAGUGAUUCCAGUUCCUCAGGAUCGGGGGCUUUUCAGUCGCAGAAGAGCAGAGCGAUGCAACCCACAGCGGCGGUGCAGGCGGCUGCUCGUGCAGACGCCGACCUCACACCCCAGAACGCUUCUGCAGCCACGCAGGCUUUUUCAGAUGGCUGGAACCGUGAACAGAACCGCACCGCCGGGCCUGACGCCCCGGAUGUAAGGUCCAAACACAGAGGUGCGUGGUCUGUCAAGCGCAAAGAUGAGAACCCCGCUAAAAAGAAGGUGAAAGGAGAAAAUGUAGCAGAAGGAAACAUGAAGGCUGAUGAAGUCAUUGAUUUAAAAGAGAGAGAGCUAGAGCAUAACAUAAAGCACGGACAACACCAAGCUGAAAACAGAGGGGUUGAUUCGGCCUCCAAAUCCCAAGCAGACCCACAGCCGGACAUCCACAGCCAGGCUAACGCUAACGAGUGUGGGAGCUGCGACGCAGGGCAACGCUGCGACUGCAGCAGCGCCGCAGGGGCGGAGCUCCGCGCCGUGAGCCCGGGCCUGCCCCGCACCCCCAGGACAGACGAGGCGGUGUGGGCGGCAGCGGCCCUGGGCUUCCUGCUGGUUCUCCUCACCCUCUCCAUCCUCCACACCCGCCUGUACCGCCACUGGAGGACCACGCCCAGCCUCUACUGGCACGACCCCCGGCAGGACUACGACAGCGUCGCAGAUGUGAUCCGUAGGAGGUUGCGAAUUGCAAACAGGAGACGGAAAAGGGGGAGAAGGCAGGAGUGUGUUCUCCUGCCGAGCUCCUCCAGCUCAGAGGAGGAUCCUUAGAGGAAUAAAGGAAACUUCUCCAGGACUGUCCAGACAGAGCUUAAGCUUCGGACAUGUAGAGGAGGAGAAGACGGAAACCAGCAGAGUAAAAGAAGCAGGUCCUGCUUUCACUGGACUGUAAACAUCUUUCCUUACUGACUUAACUGGUCUGAACCAGCUUCAUCAAGAAGACAGAAGGGUUGCUACGUGAAAACUAAUGGUACAAGGGACUCAUACAGGGGAUCGUAAGUUCAAAUUGCUUGGACGCAGAGCGCCUGUAUCACCAGUGCUUUAUAAGAAUGGGACCAUCGUUCUACUGGAAGGACCAAAAAAAAAAAAAUCUGUUUUUAUGAGCAUCUGAAAAUAGUGCUGGAUUUUGAGCAAAAACAUUCAACGAAUGCUUGAAAAAGGCUCAAAUCUUUUUAUUUUGGUAGUUUUAUAGUGAUAUCAUCGUAAUGUUACCUGUAAAGGUUUAGAAUGAAGAAGUUGCUGUUGUAAGCAACACUUAGUCCUGUAUUUUGCUGGAAAACGAACAUGUAAAUAGUUGCAUUUUGACAAGACAAUGGCUGGUGUUUGUUAAACUGUUGCAUCUAAACUGGGGACUUCAUGUAGCGUCUGCUGUGUAAACUGGACCAUGAUACACUUCGUAGUCUGACAACAUCUUUCUUCUGUAACUUAGAUUUUUAAUAAAAUAUUGCAAAAUUGCUGUUG